CUCCGCUCGCCUCGCUCCUGCCUGCGACAGCUCACAGAUUUACACGGCUGGUGUGCUCUCCCUGCCCUGAACCCACAUUUACGGAAGAAAAAAAAACAACAAAACUCCAUUCAGGCUUCUGCCAUACCGUAAACCCUGUUUCAGUCAAAGCGACGACGGAUACAAAUACAUACAUUUUUUCCAUAAUCUUUUUUUUUUUUGCUAGUGUGGAAAGCCAGUUUUCAUAAUGGCGACAGCUGCGGUAUCUGCCCCUGCUGGCUGCGGCCCCAACCCCGGGCCGGGAGCCGAGCUGGUCCGCGGGCAGGCCUUCGACGUCGGGCCUCGGUACAGCAACCUCUCCUACAUCGGGGAGGGAGCCUACGGGAUGGUCUGCUCUGCUUAUGACCGGGACAACAAGAUUCGUGUGGCCAUCAAGAAGAUCAGCCCUUUUGAGCACCAGACGUACUGCCAACGCACCCUGCGAGAGAUCAAAAUCCUUCUGCGCUUCAAACAUGAGAACAUUAUCGGAAUCAAUGACAUCAUCCGCACACCAACUAUCGACCAGAUGAAGGAUGUAUAUAUUGUCCAGGAUCUCAUGGAGACAGACCUGUACAAGCUUCUGAAGACUCAACACCUGAGCAACGACCACAUCUGCUACUUCUACCAGAUCCUACGAGGGCUCAAGUACAUCCACUCUGCCAACGUCCUGCCGGAUCUGAAGCCCUCCAAUCUUCUGCUCAACACCACCUGUGAUCUGAAGAUCUGUGAUUUUGGUUUGGCUCGUGUGGCGGAUCCCGACCACGAUCACACUGGUUUCCUAACAGAGUAUGUAGCCACCCGUUGGUACCGGGCACCUGAGAUCAUGCUCAACUCCAAGGGCUAUACCAAGUCCAUAGACAUCUGGUCAGUGGGCUGCAUCCUGGCUGAGAUGUUAUCCAAUAGGCCUAUUCCUGGGAAGCACUACUUGGAUCAGCUCAACCACAUUUUGGGAAUCCUUGGCUCUCCCUCCCAGGAGGAUCUCAACUGUAUCAUCAACAUCAAGGCCAGGAACUACCUUUUGUCGCUGCCUUUGCGCUGUAAAGUGCCGUGGAACCGACUCUUCCCCAACGCUGAUCCCAAAGCUCUGGACCUGUUGGACAAGAUGCUGACCUUCAACCCCCACAAGAGGAUCGAGGUGGAGGAGGCGCUGGCACACCCCUACUUGGAGCAAUAUUACGACCCUACAGAUGAGCCUGUAGCUGAAGCCCCAUUCAAGUUUGACAUGGAGCUGGAUGACCUACCCAAAGAGACACUGAAGGAGCUCAUCUUUGAAGAAACUGCACGUUUCCAGCCAGGUUUUAGGUCCUAACAUCUCACACAGGUGCAUCUCUGGACUGGCUUCUGCGCUGCCACUGCUCCUCCCCGCCUCCACUCUGUUGCUGUGAUUUUGUUUUUGUUUUUUUAUUUUCCUCUCCUGUUGUCCGCAUCACCUGGAUUCCUUGGGUCUCACUCGUCAAGUCCACUUUGCUCAGGAAUGGCGUCAGGAAUCAAUCAAUCAAUCAAUCAAUCUCUCUCUCUCUAUCUAACUUGCUAUCUCUCUCACUCGGAGGUGAGGGGGUCACAUCAUGGCUUCUAGUGUGGAGGUGAUUUUGUGUUUUUAAGCCAAGAUAAACAAUUUUUUGUGUGUCUCAAAGGCUUUGGCUCUGGCUAUUCCUAUUCAAGACCUUUUGUCUAGUCAAAUGACAGUGAUAAACUAGCUGUUGUGUUUUUUGGUGCAAUUGUUGUGGUUAUACUUCUGCCUACCUUGCACAAACAACGGUAGAUCGUUUGAGUGAGCAGGUUAUCAGAAUGAUUCAUCAAAAAGGUCUUUUGAAUUUUUCUAACCUUUGUCAUGUUGUGACAAGGGACACCAUAAUUUCUCUCUCUCUUUCUAUCUCUCUCUCUCACUUUCUCUCAAAAAAAGAAAAAGAAAAACCCUAAUUAAAUCAACUGAUUUAUGCAAUGAAAUCACAUAAUCAGUCAGAGACUUUUUGGGCCAAAAAAAGCCAUCAUACGGUGUUGAUGAGCAUUAGCUCUAUGAAAGCUAUAUGUUUUGUCAAAGACCUUUUUUAUCUUUAACACAGUUGGCCCAAAUGCAAAUAUAUACAGAAUAUAGCUUAAAGAGUCUUAAAAUAUUGUAACGCUAAGAGCGCUGAUAGAAGGUGAAUCAGGUGAAUUUACAAUGUUUAAAACAAAAAGUCCACGUUCUUUUCUCAUAGGCUGCAGUGAGCUGUGCCGAUGGGUAGAGUGUGCAAAACCUUACCGAGGUGUAAUGUACAGAUCAAGUUGCAGUAUGAGGUUUUCCCAUCAAUUUUGCCUUAGUCAUGAGAAACCAGAGGGAAAGUGAAUUUAUUACAUAUAAGCACUAGUCUAUAUGUACAGUAUGAUAUUUUUCAUACGGGGAAAAUGAACCGCAUCCGGACACAAAUUCACUUACGACAGAGAAACUUGUUUGUGUCUGGAAGAAAUAUUGUCGUGCCUCCCUUUUCUUCCUGUUCAGUGUUGUUGUUUUUCUUUCUCCCCUCUCUCUCUUCGUCCUGUCUCUCGUCUGUUGAUCUCUCUUUCGCCUUGUUAGAAUAAUACUGUGCCCUUUGCAUGACUGUUAUAAGCUCUGUAUACAAAGACAAUGUUAAGUGCCACACAGCCGGUUGGCUCCUCUCAGGAAGCCCAGGCUCUUUCUGUUCUACCUUUGUGGUAUAUCACUCUUCCCAACUACAUGGUGCUUAUGUUCUGUUCAUUUCUUUGCUUUAGCGUUUUGCUUUCUCUGUGCUUUUUGUUUUCCUCUUUUGUUGUUGUUUUUGCCCCGCCCCCACUGUUUAUUUGUACUGUAGCUUUUGAUGGAUUUACUCCAAUUUUGAUUCUGGCCAAAUUCCAUCUGCAUGCUAAAACGUGUCUUGUAGUGGUUGCAUUAGGAGAAUAACCAUAGCUAUGUAUUUACGCCACAGUAAUCACAAACCAUGUUGUUCCCUCUGCCAGACAAAGAGGAUCCAGGCAUGCGAAAGUUCAAAAAAAUACUCCACAUGCAAAAACAUGACUGAUCCUGUUUUCCACUUUUAGUCCUUUGUUACGUAAAAUCUAGUUUCAGAUUGUGCAUUUUCAUGCUGAUAACAGCUGGCAGUGUCAAAACCAGCAGAAACAGCAGUGAGACUAAAAGUACACAGCCAACAGCAGAAGUCACGACCGACAUUUCCUCUUGUCAGUAACUGUCGAUUGAAGGAUCUGUUCGGUUUCAAGAUUUGAUUUGUUUUGAAAAGAAUUAUGAAAAUGACGGAAAUCUGGAGCCUUAUCCGGACAAAACAAACACACGGCUUACUCAGAGGCAUCACUCAGGCUCGAUUUAAAGAGCACAGCAUUUCAUUUUUGUAGCACUGCAGCAUCUAAUGGCCGUCAUUUUAAUUUGUUUACAAGCAGGCCUCAGAUGUUCAGUCUCCUGGUACACCGAACGAACCAUCUGUUAGGCUCCAGCAGUCCCACUUCAAAAGACUCUUGUUAAUUUGGUAAUGUGGGUGACCUAAUGAAUGAAUUAGAGGAGUUUUCUUUACGACACUAAAGCAUCUCCGAGUAGAUUGGUCAGAAUCUACAUGAACAGAUUCUCCAAGAAUCUGGCUCCACUCGCACUUAAAGUAAGAAAUGAUGAAUUUAAUUUGACAGCAGUGACUUCAUCACUAUCCAGCCGCUGUUGCUUUGGCUGAUAAGUCAUUUGGGUGAAAACAACUUUCCAACCUUUGUGUACAGUCUGGCAAAAGUAUUGGGACUAUAAAUUUAUGAAGUGUAACUUUCAGAGUCCAAGAUAAGUGAGGCAAAAAGUACAUGCUCAGCUGUCAGUUCUUACUGUAUUUGCAUACAUUAUAACAUGUGGAAAAGCAAAUUGUAGUUUUAGUUAUGCAAACAUUUCUUAGAGGCAGAAAUAAUUUCAUUUGUUGAGUUAAACCUCAGUGGGCGGAGCCAAAGAACGAGUGUUUUCUGGCCAAAGUUAAAAUCUCAGUGGAAAAGGCAAAGAGGAAGAGAGGAGGAGGCCAGAGAAAAUCCACCCACAAGGAUGUCUGAGGCCACCUGCAGGGGGCAGCCUUCAGGUGGCCUUUUGUUUUUUGUUUUUUAAACAGUACAUUGAAUACAUACUUGUUGUCAACACCAUAUUGCCUCCAAAAACUUGAGGAAAACUUCUGAAAUUGUCAUAAUUUUACGACCAUAAAUUUCUCAUCAGCUCAUAGUAAAUACUGGUCGCAUAGCAAUGACAGUAAUAGUCCAGUUACUCGUAAACAGUUGUAGUGAUCAUUUUAUAGCAUUUAGCCCCACUGACCACCACAUAUUCCACUCUGUUUAACAAGAGCUCAGCACUGCCCCCGAUGUCCAAAAGAUUGUGCUGCACUCUUUUUCUCUCUCUCUCUUUUUUUUUUUUUUUUUUUUUUUAAUAAGCAGUAAAACUAGCUUGAUUCCCCACAGCUAUCUAGGUUAGUUAGUUAGCUAGCCUAAGAUCAUGAAUGUCAUGGUUAUGUAUGGCAAAAAAAAAAAAAAAAUGCCAUUCAGAUGUUUCUUUUAUGUCUGUUUUUAAGCAGGUUCCUCUUUGCUGUUAGCCAGCUGGCUCUCUGUUUCUUUGGCUCAUCAUCCCGUUGCAGUUUAACUGUGUAUUCAAAUUAUUUCAGCUGGCGUACUGUAAGUAAAACUACACUCUGCUGUUGAGGAAAGGGUCCCUGAGUUUCAGUUCAGCAGAAGUUUUGUAACAAAUGAACUUCAGUGUCUGUCGCGAUACUCCUAUAGCACCUACUGUAUAUUAUUAAUCUCUUUGUCAGAACAUUUAAAUGCACUUGCUUCUACAGUUCUUGGGAUGGGACUUGUAGUCCAGGACCAGGUGCCUGCGAGGCCUUGACUUGCCUGUAGAUAGUGUUUGGGGUUUAGUGAGAACAUGACCGGCACUGGAAACCUUACUGGGAUUCUGUUGUAUGAUAAGCUUCUGCUGAGUUCUUUGUGCAACCUGUCUGUUUAUUUGUGCCUUUUUUGAUAGUCUUGAUAUCCAAGAUUUGAUGUGCAGCUUUUGUUUAGUCGGGAAUCCGUUGUAAUUGCAAUAUACGCUCUUAAAAAUGAACACAAUCAUGUGGAGGGAGGGGAUGGGGGGUGGGGGUAUCCUCUUAUCUUUCAGUUAUGUAAUUUUAAAGAGAUUUGUUGCCACAGCUGUGUGAUUUGUGACUCUGUACUGAAAAGAUGAAAACCGAACAUUUAUAUAUAUAUAUAUUUUUUGCGUUACCCUUUAUUGAGCCUCAUUUUUUUUUUCUUUUUCGAUGUUUUUGUGCAAAUAUUUUAUUGUAAAAUGAAUGUUAUGUUUCUAUCAGACACUAAUCUUGUUUGAGUUGUCUCCAAUUGAACUACUUCUCUCUGUAUGUUUUGAUCAGUAUAAACCUUUAAUUGUGUAGUUGACUCUUCUGACAGAAAAAGGUCCUGGGUUGUUCUUUGCAGGUGUGUCUCACCUGCCGCAGAAAUGGUUUGAAUUGAUCGGUCAGUUUUAUUUUGCUGUCGUGUGAAGGAUUUGACUUGAACGAAGCAUUUCUUUGCUAUUAUUAAAGACUGACUGCCACUUUGAAAAAUCUGUUUUUAAAUUUUUUUUUGGUUUUGUUUUUUUGUUUGUUUGUUUUUGUUUGUUUUUUGCAACUCUGCCAUGACAUUUAACUAGAGGUUAAUUAAAUACACUGUACCGUA
Myripristis murdjan (pinecone soldierfish) is the source of this 5688-nucleotide messenger RNA. RefSeq names its product mitogen-activated protein kinase 1 (gene mapk1). Gene Ontology annotation, biological process: protein phosphorylation. The record is from RefSeq and is a predicted model, not a curated record. NCBI's taxonomy places the organism in Eukaryota, Metazoa, Chordata, Actinopteri, Holocentriformes, Holocentridae. Gene Ontology annotation, molecular function: ATP binding; MAP kinase activity.